AUGGCCUCUGUUUCGCCUUCCCGAAUCAACUCCAACCCUCGUCUCGCGCCUGCGCCGCCUACAACGUCUCGUCAGCCGGCCGCCGUCCCAAGCCCGGCCCCAGCCGGCAUCAUUGCGACCCCCAGCCCCCAUCAGCCGUCUUCCUCCCACGGCGAGCCUCACUCGGCUCCCGGCUUGCACGGCCACAUCGCCGAUUUCAAUGGACAGACGUCAUUUCUAACUACCGACGGCCGUGUCAAGAAUCCUGUUCCCAGCAAGCUACAGGGCAUGGCCGAUAACAAAAAUGGCAACUUUGCUGUCAUGCAUAUCGAUUUGGGCCGACCAGAAAAAUCCAUGCGCAACGACGCCGCCAAGCGCACCAGUGAAGGAACAGAAGCCGCCGCUCGAAUUGCGAACCAGGCUGGAUAUCAGUCAGUUAAGCGCUCCAAGCUCGCCUGGCCACCUCAGGAUGGCGACCCCUCUCAUGUUUCACAACCGGCCGGUUUGUCGCCCAAGGAGGCCAAGACUGAACAAGCUCGCCUGCUCACCUUGCUGCGCUCUGUAAAUCCUGUCGCCAUAACCGAACAGCUUUGCAAAGCUGUUGCCUUUUUCGGGGGCGUGCCUACUGCUCCUGCCCCCGAGACGAGAGCUCAAUUCCCUCAAAGCCAUCAAUCCAACGGUUCAGGCUCGCAAUUUGUCUCUUGGUUGGCCGAAAUAUUCCCCGCUUCCGCAGACCACUCAGCAUCGCUCCCGCUGGCUUCUGCUCAUCCGAAUUCCAAUUCAGCGAACCGGACACUGGGAGUAUCGACUCAACCACCGCCACCAUCACAACAAACCGCGCAGCCAGAUAGCAAUUCGAGUGUUAAACCCACUGAUGCGACCGUCGACGCCGCAUCGGACCCCAACGCACCUGUCGCGCCCGUCAAGAGAGGCCGCGGACGGCCGAAGGGCAGCAAGGGCAAACCGAAAGUAAAAGAUCAGCCUCCUAACGAUGCCGAUCCCAUGGCGCUGCAAGGCUCUCAACCUCCCAACACCACUGGUCCUUGGUCCAGUCAACAGUUGCAGCCGUCACAGCAAGGCACACCAGGCCAGUCAGAUGCUGGUACGCCAGGAAAGAAGCGAGGUCGCCCCAAGGGCUCAAGGAACAAGCCUAAAAACCCUGCUCCUAGCGGUGCAGAAACUGCUCCGAGCCAAGACGCGGACGAGUCCCAAGAUUCUUUCAUGUCUCCCAUAGGUCAAAUGUCCAGCUCCAUGUCCUUGACCCAGGAUGGCGCUCGGCCGUCCUCUGGUCCUCUCGGUCUUUCCAGUAUGAUUGAGCCAAAUUCUGCGCAAACACACAGUGGCUGGACCACCGUAGGGAUGCAGGCCGGCCAAGACGGGAGCCCUGCACCGUCUCGCAAGCGCAAGAACGACAAACAACAGCCCGACCUGUCGGUCAGCAACACAAGAAUACCCCCGGGGAUUCACCAGGACGACGCUCCCGCCACAGACUCUAAUGGCAAACGAAGGCGCUUCUCUAAGGAUGGUGCCCCCUUUCCACAAAUGGGCGGUCAGCCUGGGAUGGCGUCGUCCGAGUCGCCGAUCCAGAAUACCAGCUUUCAGAGCCCAACUCAACAAAUGGUGGCUUCCGGCAGCUUUGACCCCGCACAGCAGCCGCCUCAUCGAAAACCUGCCGCAAGAAGUCAACCUCCUAGUCGCCUUGGACAGCCUCAGCCACAGCAGCAGCAGCAGCAGCAGCAGUUUAGCCAACAAUCAGGACAGCCACCGCAGCCGCAACAGUCACCUUUUCCUCCGCAGCCCAAUCAACCACAGCAACAGGCCUUUGGACAGCAGCCAGGGCAACAUAAGUCACCAGUCGUAGGAGGCAAUCAGCCACAACAACCUUCUGGCGUGAUGGACUUGUCAGGAAACGGACUAUCACGCAGCGUCAUGUACAAUCAGCAGCAGCACCAACAGGCGCAGCAGCUUCAGCAUUUUAUGAACCAGCAACGGCUUUCCGUGGAUAUGAAUACGGCAGCGAACUCGUCUACUCAAUUCGGCCAGGCUAAUAACGGCGGUAAGAGCCCAAUGUUUCAAGGUCACAUGGUUCGCGCUCCGUCGGGGGAUGCCGCCAUGCAGCAUCCGCAACGACCAUCACCCGCAAGCCAGAAUGCACAAAUCACACAAGAUGGCUCUCGUAUGGGACAGGCUGGCUUCGCGGGGCGGGCUCCGCCAGUGACUUCUGCAGGAGCGUCGCCAUCCAUGAACAGCCCUUUUCCGCCCAACUAUGGAGCACGAACCUACAUGAGCAUGAACUAUGGUGGUAUGAGCAGUGCACGAGUCCCCGAUCCUUCAAAUCACCCUUUUGGCGGCUCUGCGGGCCAGAUGGAGACCAUGAAUAGUACCGAGCAGGCCAAUAUGCCACAUCGCAUGUACCAAUCGAUGCAACAGCAGCAGCAACGACAAUGA
This is a messenger RNA of Beauveria bassiana ARSEF 2860, 2427 nucleotides long. RefSeq lists its product as uncharacterized. The record is from RefSeq and is a predicted model, not a curated record. The coding region runs from base 1 to 2427 and encodes 808 amino acids. NCBI's taxonomy places the organism in Eukaryota, Fungi, Ascomycota, Sordariomycetes, Hypocreales, Cordycipitaceae. The transcript is spliced from 3 exons.